GUAUUAAUUUUGCAUAAAAAAAGUUGAAACCUUUAUCAGAUAACUUUGCAGACCGAUGUUCCCUAAAGCGUCUCUAACUCGUAUAUCUAUACAUACAUAAAUUUGUAUCUAUAUAUGUACUGUUUCUGAUCUGUGUUGGGUGAUGAGAGGAUCGAAGAAUCUUACUAUAGACGGAGAGUAGAUUUCAUUAAUCUCUUCUUCUUCAAAAGAAAAAAACAAUGGCUUGGGACCCAAUUCUCUGGAUAGUUUUUUCAAUCAUGAACAUUACUCUUUUAGGUUUAAAUUUUUACCAGUUCCUAGGUUUCUCGGAUUUGGAAGCUGAUUAUUUGAAUCCGUACGAACUAUCAUCUCGAGUCAACUCGGUGAUUGUUCCCGAGUAUUUAUUACAAGGGGCAUUCUGCAUUCUGUUUCUCGUGACAGGGCAUUGGUUCAUGUUCCUACUCUCACUACCCCCUGCAUACUAUAAUCUCACGCGGUACCUAUCACAGCAGCAUCGUAUAGAUGUAACCGAGGUUUUUAGAGUACUUAAUGCUGAGAAGAAGACUCGGAUUAUCAAGCUGGGUGUUUAUAUAGUCUUCUUCGGUCUAGUCAUUACCAGAACUGUUUGUGCAGGAACUUUUUCUGCUAUGCUCUCAUUCCUCUUCCCGAAUAACGAAGAAUUAGAUUUUCGUACCUCAGUACUUGAAUUUUAGAAGUUAGGCUUGCUUUAUCUGUUGUGCAUGCUGUAUUUGGCGAUGACGAUGAUGCUAUGCACUGGUCCGGUUUCAGUUGAAUUGCAAUCCUCUGCGGUUAUCUUCACGCAAUUCCCGUACAGUAACCAGCCAACAGUGACUCGACUGCCCCACUUAGUUAACGUUAACUACGGUUAGCCCCUUUCGGUUCUAUCUAACUUAGUCGUUUGGCCAUUCCAUUAUUUCUUGAUAGCUACAAGAAAUAGAUGUCAAGGCAAGAAAAUGUUGCUUGUUCAAUCUUCUAUUCAACUUGUUUAAAUUUUGAAUUGAUUUGUACGGAUUGCAAGAUACAGCGAUGUUUUGUGGGCCGGGUUGGAAUACAGGCUGUCAAGUGACAGCUAAUUGGGCCCGACAUAUAUUGUGGGCUGCGAUAUAGAAGGUUACUCAUAACGGUGUACAAUCAAUCUAAUUCAUAAUACGUUGAAUGUAAGGACAUUUGGACCACUACAA
Molecule: messenger RNA, 1181 nt
Organism: Erythranthe guttata (spotted monkey flower)
Lineage: Eukaryota; Viridiplantae; Streptophyta; Magnoliopsida; Lamiales; Phrymaceae
Product: Cornichon family protein
Biological process (GO): vesicle-mediated transport
Source: RefSeq, a predicted model, not a curated record